UUGCUUUCCUUUUUAGAUUCACCAUCAAGUUCUUCGCUACCAGUGGCAGAAGAUAUUCUGCUUGAUGUUUCAUCACCAUCGCCAUCAAAUCAUGUGUCCUGCACUGACAAAAUGGGCUUUGCUUACGUUGUCGAUCUAGGUACGGGUAUAGUGAUUGCGAGUUGGAAGGCUCAUUCGCUACCGUAUACCGACACUGGAUGUGAGGUAUGGACGUGCGCUCAAAAAGAUACCACCGUAUGCACAGGAGGUGAGGAUGCAACCCUCAAGGUUUGGGAUGCUCGUAGCCACAGCGUUGUCCAACGGUUCAGCGAAUUUGAAGCUGGCGUCACCUUCAGCGACUGGCAAGACGAUAACUUAAUUCUUACUGGCAGUUACGACCAACACAUCCGUUUGUUCGACAUGCGUAAUAGACGGGAAGCGAUCAAAAUUACGAAGACGGAUGGAGGAGUUUGGCAUAUCGAAAACUGUGAACGUGCGGGUACUCGACAUCAUCUCGCCUCAUGCAUGUACGGUGGCUGGGCCUUACUCGACCAGAAUCUUGACCAUAGUUAA
Molecule: messenger RNA, 552 nt
Organism: Cooperia oncophora
Lineage: Eukaryota; Metazoa; Nematoda; Chromadorea; Rhabditida; Trichostrongylidae
Source: the annotation of a GenBank genome assembly